This is a messenger RNA of Drepanopeziza brunnea f. sp. 'multigermtubi' MB_m1, 480 nucleotides long. RefSeq lists its product as uncharacterized. NCBI's taxonomy places the organism in Eukaryota, Fungi, Ascomycota, Leotiomycetes, Helotiales, Drepanopezizaceae. The record is from RefSeq and is a predicted model, not a curated record.
AUGAGUUUCUGGACCGAGCUUACCCUCGCCAGAGGAGGGCCUUCCUCUCAACGGGAUCGGGUCAGCCAGGGAAAUAUGCAGCGGUCUGCGGAAGUAAGCACUGGGGAGAAUGGCCUGUUGGCGGCCCAAGACCCGACGGAUGGAAAGGACACUGGGGAAGAAGAACAGCUCGAGCAGGCCCUGGAGACACUGAAAGAGAUGCACAUCCAGCUUCGAGGCUUGCGAACUACAAUUCCCAGACUGGUUGCCCCGCUGGCCAAAAAACAACCCUCGCCUGAAGCCCUCUUUCGUGAAUUUUCGGAAUCGGUCAACACGGCAAACCAGGAGCUACAGGAGUUCCGUCGAUUGAUGACCGAUGAGGGGAGCGUUAAAGUUAUGGAGCAGGCAAGCAAGAGCCGGACAGAGAAUCCCAAUGGAAUCAGGCCGUGGAAAGUCACCGAGCACCCAGACUGGCUUACACGAGGUCUACGAUCAAUUUAG